UUAAUAUAUCUCACAAACACACAUACUUACCCAAUAUGAAUGUUGGCAUCUCCCUAAGACUUAGGAGGGCAACACAGAAGCAGUUACUUAAGUGAAACUGCUUCACAGAUUUUUUAUAUUUGCAACAGGGUUCUUCAUCUGUCUACCAAACUGCACAAUAUUUGUGAUAUCACCUGUGUUCCCUAGAUAACUAAAUGAGAAAUAAAUGCAAUUGUGACACACUUGCCAAAAAAGAGGCACAUUUUACUCCAAGUUGGUUACAAGGCCAUUCAACGGCUAUGAUCCCUCAUAAAAACAGAACUACAGUCAAAUCUCGAAUAUCAGGAGCAAUGGGAGACGAGAGGUUGAGUUAUUCCCGAUAACAGACAAUUAGCCUAGCUAAAUUAGCAAGAAAUGUGAUAAAAGAAGAUCUUGGGGUUUCUGUAUGGUAUAAUUUAACUCAAUAUAUGAAGAAUCACAGAAAUGUAGGGGCAGCAAGGGACCUCUGGAGUUUGUUUAAUCCAGCCUCCCUCCCAGGUGUAGGACUCUGUAUUUGCCCUUGUUAAACCUCAUCAGGUCCCUCUCCACCCAACUCUCCAACCUCACUCUUCCGCAAUGUCUCAGUUCUACUCAGAACAGACCUGGGGCUGCCAUGUGCACAGUGCUGCUUUAUACCCCUCCACCAAUCGAUCAUGACCAAACAUCAUGCUUAUACCAUUUAUUUUGCCCUUAAGGACCACAGAAAACUCAAAUGCCAUGAGGUUGCUGAGGAGAGGUGCUGAAUUCAUUAAUGAUGAGCACUCUCCUCUACAAGAGCAAGGAAAAGAAGCAAAAUCUACAAGCUGUCCAUCUUGCAGACAUGUUUAAAAGGCCUCAGAAAUACAAGCAGACACACAAAUGUGAAGUGCUGCUGGGGUGACUGCUGUGGAGGAAGGACUGCGGUGACGUCACCGAGCAGCAGGCUGUGAUGUCACAAGGGAUGCACUGUGACCGCAGCACCCUCACUGCUCAUUUUUGGGCGCGGGCAGAGCCUGGCCCAGUCCGUCUCGUGCCUGGACUCCUGCCGAACGUGUGUGUGAGGCUUGGAGGUGGAGCGAGCAUUUGUCUUGGGUGCUGGGCUGUGCUUUGGGCACUGCUGGCAGCAGCUCUCAGUGCCCGUCCCUACAGCCAUCACCUGUAUUUCCCUGGCCUGCCUGGCUCAGGCAGCCGGGGCUCCACAGGGCGCACGCGCAGCAGCAGAGCGCGCAACAUUCACCACCGAGGCGCUGGUGAAGAGGAGCAGCGCCUCAUCGUAACUCCCCAGUAGGCCACAGCAUAAGGACCAUGGCAGCGGAGCAGGAAUGGGUAUGUCCCAUCUGCCGUGAAGUGCGCAAGGACAUUGCCUACGCGGUGCCGUGCCAUCAUGAGUUCUGCCUCGGCUGCAUCCUGCGGUGGGGCAAGCAGCAGAAGAGCUGCCCGCUCUGCAGGAGGGACAUGGAAGUAGUCAAGGUCGCAGAGUGGGAUGAUGACGAGGACCUGGACUUCAUCAUCUGGCCUCCAGCACCACCUGUGCCUGCCUGCUUCCAGGAAGGCCUUGCUCCAUCCCACAGCAGCUCUAGCUCCUUGCUGUCCCCUUUGCUGUCUCCUUCGCCAUUCUCUGAUGAGGAAGAGAAUGCGGAGGCAGACAUGGAGGAAGGUGAGGAGGCAGAUGGGGAGGAGGCAGAGGAGGAGGAGGAGGAGGAAGAGACAGAGGAUCAGGACGAUGAGGAGGCAGAAGAGGGGCCUGUGGUGGGCGGUCUCCAGCCUCAGGCCUGGGCAGAGCUGUUCAGGCAGCACCAGGAGAUCCUGGACCCUGUGCUGCCCUUGCUGCGCCAAGAGCUGAGAGCCAUCUUUGACACGCACUGGUGGCCGGCAGUGGCAGCAGAGAACUACAUCCUUGAUGCUCUGUGUGACAUUGGGCUGCACAGUGAGGAGCUGAUGGAGCUGAUGCGGCCUGCGCUGGGGGUUGAAACGGAGACAUUCAUCCAGGGCCUCGUCGACACCAUUGUGCGCCAGUGCGGCGAGGAGGCCCACAGACUGCUGGGUCUGCAGGGCGCCCACGUGUCCGCGGGGCAGGAGGAGGGCCCUGCAGCCAGGGGGCAGGAGGACAGCCCUGUGGCCGCCCCUGGCCCCACAGCCUCCCCACAAGUGACCCUCACACGAGGGCCUGGACUCUCUGGCAGCAUCGCGAGUCCCAACAGGGAGGAGCGGCCCAGCACAGCAGGGGCUCGUGUUUGUGCACAGCCCAGUCCCAACUCUGCUGUGCACGUGGCGAGGGAAGCGGAGGAGCCCGACGAGGAGAUGGAGCUGGCGGCAGCAGCAGGUCCCUCUGCCCAGGGCAGCAGCCCCUCCGCUCCUGGCCACUCGCCUGAGAGGGCCCGGCGGCCCCCAAAGAGGAGCGCCGACAGUGACCAGGACGCACAGCCGCCAUGCAAGAGGCCGCCCCCUCGGCGGGACUAGCAGGGGUUGCACUUCCCCUCAGUAAAUAUGUAAAUA
This is a messenger RNA of Numida meleagris (helmeted guineafowl), 2493 nucleotides long. Its product is annotated as E3 ubiquitin-protein ligase Topors-like. Gene Ontology annotation, molecular function: metal ion binding; ubiquitin protein ligase activity. The record is from RefSeq and is a predicted model, not a curated record. Lineage: Eukaryota; Metazoa; Chordata; Aves; Galliformes; Numididae. Gene Ontology annotation, biological process: protein polyubiquitination; protein monoubiquitination. Bases 1303 to 2457 code for a protein of 384 amino acids. The transcript has 2 exons.